UUAACGAUACUGAUCUAUUAAGAAGACGUGUUAAGAGAUCCGUGUCAAGCUUCAUUAUCGGGGAAGCCGUUUACAUCCAAUCUCAUAAAUACACAUAAAACCUCAAGUGUUCAUAGUCGAUAACUUUGCUGCCUACAUGUAGAGAUCGUAUAUACACGAUUUAUCUGGCCAAUACCUCCUACGAUAUUUUCAACACGUUAACAACUUGGAUCGGUGUUCGUAACUAAAAAACGCGACAAUGUUCGAAAUAGAGUGGUCAGCAUGUCCGUUGAAUCAAGGAUUACUUCGUGUUCCACACUCAGAAGAGGUGACGGAACACCCUCUAAACCCAAUCACAGUCACCAUGACAGAUGGUCGAGGAGGGUUCAGACGUGGAACCAUACGAAGCUCGAGUACAGGAUCUUCAACCGGAACACCAACUCCAACCCACGCUCCUGUGCCAGUAACAAACUUGUUUUCAGAUCAGCUACUUAAUCAUUCUUCAUUCGAUGGUUCUGAUCCGCUAUCACAAUUUGCCAGACAGGAUUUGGACCCAUUGUCUAAAAUGGCCGCCGACGAAUGGGAUUAUUCCGCUAACGUUACAUCUGUAGGCAAAAAAUCUAAAGUUGUCGCCGACGAUUUGGCUGAACCUUGGCAAGCUCGACGAGCAGCUAUCCUAACAAAGUAUACGACAUCUGAAAAGUUGUCUAUAGUGACCAGCUUCUUACCGGGUGGAGAAAAAGUCAUUGUCAAAGUGCAACCUAGUGGUACUAUGGUCGAUAAAGUCAGAACUAGGCUUGAGCAGCUGGAUGAUUUCGAGGAGGGAUCUGUUAGACAAAUGCUGGAUUUAACACAACAGGAAUAUGCAGCACGCAUCGAGCUGCUGAACAAUGAACUUGUGCAGGCUUGGCACUCGGACCAAAGAGUGAAAGCAUUGAAAAUCGCAAUUCAGUGUGCAAAACUGCUUGGCGAUACAGCAGCUAUGGCUUUCUAUCCUAGUAAAUUCGUUCUGAUCACAGAUAUUCUUGACAUUUUUGGUAAACUUGUCUACGAAAGGCUCAAGAUGAAAGCUGAGUAUUACAAACCAGGAAGCAAAGUCGUCACUUGUUUACCGGAUAACUUUACCCCUGAAAUGGUGCCCGAAAGUGCUAAAGAAACUUGUCGUAAUUGGUUUUACAAAAUAGCAUCUAUUAGAGAACUUGUACCGCGCCUUUACGUUGAAAUGGCUAUAAUAAAAUCGUACAGUUAUUUAACUUCGAGCGAAUUCAGCACUGCCUUGUUACGCAUAACACGUAUGAUUAGAGGGAUCGGAAAUCCUCUUAUAGCAGUUUACGCAAGAUGUUAUCUCUGCCGCGUUGGUUUGGCUCUCAACCAAUCCACAGAUCUUGGAUUUGUAAAAGAGAAUUUUUACGACUUUCUGUCAACGUAUGGACAGUUAUUCAGCCAAACGAUAAAGGCCGAUUUAAAUAAACAGAAUAUACCGACGUCCUCUUAUCUCAACUUGUACACUCCGGCGUUAGACUGGAUUUUACAAGUGAUGGCCUCAUCAGCUCCUGAGAGUCUUUUGAUAGAGAUACUUGCACGAUGUAAGCAGGAAUCGAACAGCGGGCUACUCUUAAAUACAAUACUGUCUGCGUUCAAGUCGACUUACAUAGCCAGCCGUCCGAUGGAAUUUGUUAAUUUGAUCAUGUCCUGCAAUGAGGAAGGAUUUCCCCAACAUCUUUUGUAUCGAAGGCUCGGGCAGUGCUUGAUACAGGAGUCACUUCCAAAGGAAGAUUGCAAGCCAGUUCUUAAUGCCGUUUGGCAGUAUGUAGCGAACCUGAAAGAUCCCGUUAAAUUUAUGCAAUGUGCGGAAAUCUGGAUUCAAUUUACAGUUAUCUAUUUUUCCGUAACAGAAGUAAACUUUAUUUUGGGAGAAAUUAUUAGCCACUUGAUUCCCAAUCGAGCAUUUGAGCAACACUAUUCCCAAAUGCAAACUAUCGUUGAUAAAGUAGUCGCUCAUACUCAGGACUACGAAUCGUUACUAACUAUGGAAAACUUCCUUCCACUUAUUGAUCUUUUCCACAAAGAAAGCAUUAAAGUUGACGUCUGCAAAACCAUCAUUGAUGGACUCAGUUCUCAACCUGGGCUAAUAAAUGAUCCAAUUGUCAUCAAUGCCCUUAUGUUCAUUGCUCGAAUAAUUCACGACUCUGUCAGUGCGCUGACGGUUGAUGAUGAGAAAAGACAAAUCGGGAAUUUAAUAUGUGGGCUUGUGCAGCGAAUAGAUUAUGGUAGAGAUUUCGAAAAACAGCUGAGCUUUUAUGCCGAAGCAAGAGCCGCGUUUCCAAAUCUUGAUUCUGUUCACAUUCAACUCGUCCAGUGUGUGAACAGACUCUCUGUUGACACAAGAAAAAUAGUUCGUGGCCAUCACACAAGACGGACUUCUGCAUUUGUUAGAGCUUGCGCAGCAUUCUGUUUUAUCACUAUACCAUCUUUAACUCUGGUACAUACGCGACUUCAGUUAUAUCUUUUGUCGGGUCAAGUUGCUCUUCUGAAUCAGUGUCUGGGCCAAGCCGAUGCUUGUUUCAAAGCAGCCCUUAGUUUAGUACCAGAGAUGCCAAAAACUAUUGAACUCGAUGGAAGACAGAAGAGUUCUGAACCAUAUCUGUUGUCGUACUUGUCUAGUUUCUUAUCCACGCUGUUAGUUGUUCCGGACAGUCCAGAACACGGAGUAUUGUAUUUAAUGCGAGGGCUUCUCAAUGCCGUCCAACGCUGUUUCGAAGCUAAUUCUUCCAGUAAAUCGUACCUGUAUCUACGAGUUCUUGACCUUUUAUCUACCGUGACACAGGAGAAUUACCCCUAUCACGUUGAUAAGGUUGAAUCUAAUGACACUCUGUACGGUUCUGAUAAAAAAUUCAUCAACGAAGUAGACAAAAUAAGCUCCAAAGUCUUUGAAGAAAUAUUGAAUCAUUUAAAGUAUCUUGGCUCUAGCGAUCAACAUGGAAAGCAAUCGGUACUUGCACUAGAGUUAUUCUGUCGCUUAAUAAUGCGAGCAGAUUUGAGGCAGCCUCCGUUAGCAACGAUUGCUAUCAAUUUGUGGAAAUUAUCUCAAAGACAUGGCUCAGCUGAUCCUAAAUUGUCGGUACAAACGAUAGAAUACAUGAAGAACAGAAGUCAACUUGUAGUAUUUGAUCAUUUCCCAGAAUUGCUUAAAAAAAUGUUGAACACCUAGUCGAAUUCGCCUGUGAAAACUUGUACCAGUGUAUAUGAAAGGCUUAUGUUUUUCAAUAUACUGCACGUGAGAUGCAGGAUUGCCGGAAAAUACAUAGGUAAGGGUGAAAUCUACGAUUAAUUCUAUGAAAUAAUCGAGUGAGUUGCAUUAUGCGUAUAAUAAAUUCACAAGUGAAUGUGA
Neodiprion fabricii is the source of this 3370-nucleotide messenger RNA. RefSeq names its product VPS35 endosomal protein-sorting factor-like. The coding region runs from base 239 to 3190 and encodes 983 amino acids. The record is from RefSeq and is a predicted model, not a curated record. Gene Ontology annotation, biological process: endocytic recycling. The transcript has 19 exons. Gene Ontology annotation, cellular component: endosome. Lineage: Eukaryota; Metazoa; Arthropoda; Insecta; Hymenoptera; Diprionidae.